AGCCCAAGGAGUGAAGAAUUGAGCAUCCAAUUCAAUUGUGGAAAGCAUGGCUAAUUUCCUACAUUUGACUACUUAUUGGAUUGUUAUUAUGUUUUUGUGCAUGAGGAAUGGUACUGCAAAGUCCAUCAAGGACGAUGAUCGGCACCACUUGUGCUCUUCGGAUGCUGGUUACGAAGAUGCUUUAAGCAAAGGCAUUUUGUUCUUCGAAGGCCAACGAUCCGGGAAACUGCCGGCAACUCAAAGAGUCGAGUGGAGGGCUGACUCCGCACUCUCGGACGGCUCUCUUGAAAAUGUGAGUUUGAGUGGAGGUUACUAUGAUGCAGGGGACAAUGUGAAGUUUGGGUGGCCAAUGGCAUUUUCAGUGAGCUUGUUGAGUUGGGCUGCCGCUGAAUACGGAUAUGAGAUAGAUUCCGGCAGGCAGCUCCAGAACCUCCAGAGCGCAAUCAGAUGGGGAACGGAUUUCUUACUCCAAGCUCAUAAUUCUUCUACCACACUCUACACUCAGGUGGGUGAUGCGGAUGGAGAUCACGGAUGCUGGGAGCGGCCGGAAGACAUGGACACGGCCCGGACGCUUUACAAGAUCACUUCUACUUCGCCGGGGACUGAGGUGGCUGCUGAGGCUGCCGCCGCGCUCGCCGCUGCAUCUGUUGUCUUCAAAGAGACUGAUCCCAAUUAUUCCGCGCAGCUGUUGCGCCACUCAGAAUCGUUGUUUCAGUUUGCGGACAAGUAUAGAGGAUCUUAUCAGGGAUCUUGCCCUUUCUACUGCUCCUACUCAGGGUAUAAGGAUGAAUUGCUGUGGGCAGCUGCAUGGCUGUACAAGGCAAGUGGAGAUAGCAACUACCUAAACUAUGUCUCCACCAAUCAGGAUUGGAGUCAGCCUGCUUCCGAGUUUAGUUGGGACAGCAAAUUUGCUGGAGCUCAAACUUUACUAGCCAAGGAAUGUCUUGCAGGGAAGACAGACCUGUUGAGGUAUAAGAAUGAUGCGGAUUCAUUUGUCUGCGCGUUGAUGCCGGGAAGCAGCUCUGUCCAGAUUAAGACAACCCCUGGUGGGCUGCUGUAUACUAGAGACAGCAGUAACCUACAGUAUGUUACUAGUGCUUCCAUGGUACUUCUUAUCUACUCCAAGUUUCUAGCCGCAGCUCGUGUCGGGGGUGUUCAGUGUGGAUCUGUGAACUUUUCCACCACCAACAUUACAGCCUUUGCCAGAUCACAGGUAGACUACAUUCUUGGAAGCAAUCCCAUGAACAUGUCUUACAUGGUUGGCUUCGGCACCAAAUUUCCGACACAGUUACACCACAGAGGCGCUUCCCUGCCCUCAAUCCACACCAGUCCUGGCGAAAUAGGCUGCAAAGAUGCCUACUCGACUUGGUAUACUUCCCCUAAACCAAACCCCAACACUCAUGUGGGUGCAAUUGUUGGGGGCCCCGAUUCCAACGACCAUUUCACUGAUUCGAGAUCAGAUUUCUCGCAUUUGGAGCCAACAACGUAUAUGAAUGCGGCUUUUGUCGGAUCCCUGGCUGCUUUGCUUGCCCAAACCAAACAAGAGUGUUUACACUUGCAUGCUAAUAGGCCAAGUGUGGUCGAUUAUUGACAACUAUAUAUUGAUCCGUAGAUUGCUUGUCUUUUUUUAGUUUCCGCUAAUGUUAUCGGAAUAAUUUUAGAUAUUGAUGGUACAGUGAAAUAUUUUCAAGA
Messenger RNA from Sesamum indicum (sesame), 1692 nucleotides. Its product is annotated as endoglucanase 20. NCBI's taxonomy places the organism in Eukaryota, Viridiplantae, Streptophyta, Magnoliopsida, Lamiales, Pedaliaceae. Gene Ontology annotation, biological process: carbohydrate metabolic process. Gene Ontology annotation, molecular function: hydrolase activity, hydrolyzing O-glycosyl compounds. The record is from RefSeq and is a predicted model, not a curated record.